AUGAUGGUGAGCCAGUGGCCCAUCCGACCAGGGCGGUGGUUUGAGUACCGCAUCCCGUUGACCACCGAGGAUCGGGGGACGUUCUUCUACCAUAGCCAUGUCGGGGUGCAGGCCAUGACCGCGUACGGGGCGGUGGUGGUCGAGGAUCCGGUGGUGGAGGAGGUGGCGGAUCCGAGUACCGCGACGGUUGAGGCCGAGGGCGGCGUGGGGUGGGGGAGGGUGGAGUUUGUCGAUGUAGUGGGGGGUGAGGGGUUGGAGGCGGAGGGGAAGAGCUCGCGGUUGAGUCCGUAUGAGUACGACGAGGAUCGAGUUCUGGCGUUGGGCGACUGGUUCAGCUAUAGCUCGACAGCGCGGGUGCAGGAACAGCUGAAGGGCGAUCCGUUCGUGUGGCCUGGCUCGGCGUCGAAACUGCUGCUUAACGGUCGGUAUUCCCCACCGCCCACCGGAACCGUCCCCGCGUGCAACCAGACCCGAGCGAACAACAUCGGCGUCUCAUGCAGCUCUGCUCCCCCUCGCUGCCAAACCUCUACCCAUGACUACCCCACCAUCUACCUCGACUAUGCCAAAACCUACCGGCUGCGCUUGAUCGGCGCCACGUCGCUCAUGUACGUCUCGCUCGCUUUCCUGGCACCCACCGCAACGCCGUACGCCUCGGCCAACGCGAGCAGCAGCGUGGUCGCACAGCGCGUGCGGAUGGACACGAUGACACUGAUCGAAGCGGACGGGUCGUACCUGGACGCAUUGGAGGUCGAGCACGUCGAGCUGGCCGCGGGCCAGCGGUACUCCGUGCUGUACCAGAGCCGGAGUCGGGCAGAGGUGGAACGCGAUGCGGUGGGCGGGGUGUAUUGGGCGAGGGUCGAGUCGCGGUGGCGCGCAGGCCCAAGCAUGUGGGUUAGGAUUGUGUAUCCGGACCUUGACUCUUCGCGCGCCGUUGGGCCUCCGGUGGCGCUCUGGCCGGGGCAGGAGGAUGUGCAGCUGCUGCCGGGGGAAACGUUUGGGUGGGUCGCGUCGCAGCUCCGCCCGCUGUCCACGCCAGGCGGGCCAGCGUGGUGGUACUCGGCCCCGAUGCCGCCAGACACAGCGGUGACACGGACGGUCAUCAUCGACACGCAGCAGGUCGCUUUCUACCCGUCGGCCAAAGGCGUCAAAUGGGACGAGAACGGGAGGAUCUUCAACGAACCCGCCCCGCCCACUGCCGCCCCGUACCUCGUCCGCACCUUUCUGGGGGAUAUCCGCUUCCCGACCCGCGCGCAGUUUGAAUCCGCCAUGUACAACCCGACCACGUAUCCCUCCUCCUCCUCCUCCUCCUCCUCGAACGGACACGCACAGCAGGCGAUCGUGGACGUGAGCAGCCCGGCCGAGGCCGAGGCAGCGGUGCGCCGCAAGUGGAAACAAGGCUACGACAGCGCACUCAACAUGUACUUUGCGCUAGCGGGCGAGGUGGUGGAUAUCGUACUCAUCAACAAGCCGUCAGCGCUCUCCGGGAGCGUCGAGAUCCACCCGUGGCACAUGCACUCGCACAAACACACGACGCGCACCAUCCAGCCGGGCACCUUCUCUUUGCAGCGGCUCGAGCACGUGUACGCUUCGUCUUCCACGGCUUCGCUCACCGACGCGUUCAGCAGGCCCGUCGAGCGCGACACGACCGUCGCAUACGCCAGCCCGGGCGCUGCAUUCCGCAACCAGACCGUACCCCACCCGGAUCGCGACGAUGGCGGAUGGACCGUGCUGAGGUACAAGGUGCAGGCAGACAAUGCGGGUGUGUUUCUGUUGCAUUGCCAUAUCCAGUUCCAUCUCGAGAUGGGCAUGGCGACUGUGUGGACCUUGGCCCCGGACGUGCUGGCCAACCGCACGGGCAUGUACUGGCCCACGAGACCGCACAAGGGUGAGAACGGCAACACACACCAAGGGUCGGUAGAAGGCCUCGAUAUGGGAUAUCUCGAGUUUGACAAGAACGUCUCUGCUGUGUUUUAG
Messenger RNA from Sporisorium graminicola, 1974 nucleotides. RefSeq lists its product as uncharacterized. The record is from RefSeq and is a predicted model, not a curated record. NCBI's taxonomy places the organism in Eukaryota, Fungi, Basidiomycota, Ustilaginomycetes, Ustilaginales, Ustilaginaceae. Gene Ontology annotation, molecular function: copper ion binding; oxidoreductase activity. The transcript has a single exon. Bases 1 to 1974 code for a protein of 657 amino acids.